AUGGCCGUCUCAAGGGAUCUCGAGGCUCCCGCCGUCCUCAACGACCCAACCGCUGAUGAUGCCACGAUCGAAAAGAAGGAAUAUGCUGAUGGCACGCCGGCAAAUGAUCCGUUUGGAAAUGAAGAAUGCGGAGAGGUCAAAUAUCGUGUCAUGUCGUGGUGGCAAUGUGGAACAUUGAUGGUUGCUGAGAAUAUUUCCCUGGGGAUUCUGUCUCUGCCAUCAGCCGUGGCCACCUUGGGAAUCGUCCCAGCGGUAAUUCUGCUUCUUGGAUUGUCCGCAAUCUCAUGGUAUACCGGCUACAUUAUGGGACAGUUUAAGCUCCGUUUCCCCCAGAUCCAUAGCAUGGGGGAUGCCGGCGAGCUGCUGUUGGGCCGCUUCGGACGCGAGUUAUUCGGCAUCGGUCAGCUCCUGUUCUUGAUCUUCCUGAUGGCCAGUCACAUCCUCACCUUCACCGUGGUCUUCAACACCAUUACCAACCACGGGACCUGUACCAUUGUCUUUGGGGUGGUUGGAUUGGUGGUCAGUUUCAUCGGAGCCUUGCCGCGCACGAUGGGUAAAGUCUAUUGGAUGUCUAUGGCGUCCUGCAUCAGUAUUGUGACGGCUACCGUGGUGACCAUGAUCGCGAUCGGAGUGCAAGCCCCAGAUCACGUCCAUGUGGAUGCGACCACCGAGGUUUCUUUCCAGGAUGCGUUCCUCGCCGUGACCAACAUCAUCUUUGCUUACAGUCGUGGACACCAGCUUGUACAUCGUGACUGCGAUGGUCAUCUACCGCUAUGCCGGCCCGACGUAGCGUCGCCCGCUCUGUCAUCCGCUGGACCUCUGAUGAAAAAGGUGGCCUACGGUCUGGCCAUCCCCACCGUGGUGAUCGCCGGUGUCGUGUUUGGCCAUGUCGCCUGCAAGUAUAUCUACGUGCGCAUCUUCCGAGGCUCCGCCCAUAUGCACCAGAACAGCUUCCUGGCUAUCGGGUCAUGGGUGGCCAUCGCGUUGAGCGUCUGGGUGGUGGCCUGGGUGAUUGCAGAGUCCAUUCCGGUAUUCAACGAGCUGCUGAGUUUGAUUAGCUCCUUGUUUGGAAGUUGGUUCAGCUACGGGUUGCCCGCCAUCUUUUGGCUCGUGAUGAACAAGGGCCGCUGGUUCUCAACUCGCUCCAAGAUCUGUUUGACUAUCGUCAACUUCCUCAUCCUGGCGUUCGCCUGUGCUCUGUGUGGCAUGGGUCUCUACGUCUCGGGUAAAUCGAUUCACGACAGUUCAUCCAAGGCAAGCUGGACUUGCAAGAACAACGCCACCUAG
Messenger RNA from Aspergillus novofumigatus IBT 16806, 1287 nucleotides. RefSeq names its product putative amino acid transporter. Gene Ontology annotation, cellular component: vacuolar membrane. Bases 1 to 1287 code for a protein of 428 amino acids. The transcript is spliced from 9 exons. The record is from RefSeq and is a predicted model, not a curated record. Gene Ontology annotation, molecular function: amino acid transmembrane transporter activity. Lineage: Eukaryota; Fungi; Ascomycota; Eurotiomycetes; Eurotiales; Aspergillaceae. Gene Ontology annotation, biological process: amino acid transmembrane transport.